AUACAAUACCUAUUAUGGUAUCAGAGCCUUAGGGCGAUAAAACUCCAACCGAUCAACUUCUCUACGCAUCCCCAAAGUCACCAUGACAGGCGGUCGCAGAACAAAGUACGAAGAAGAAGACUCAGCGGCCUGAAAUAUAAUUACUCCAUAGAGGCGUACAAUUUCUCCAUACGAUCUGACAUCAAGUGAUAAUCCAGGGAGUAUUAUUACUCAAGUUCAACUAAGAGGAGACAACUAUGAGGAAUGGGCUAGAGCAAUUCGCAUGGCACUCCGGGCGAGAAAGAAAUUCGGCUUUGUGGACCGUUCAAUACCACAGCCCGAAGAAGACUCACCUGACUAUGAAGAUUGGUGGACCAAUAAUUCACUUUUGGUGUCUUGGAUUCGAAACACGAUUGAACCCACACUUCGUUCGAGUAUUUCUUACAUUGAGAUGGCGAGCGCACUUUGGGAUGAUAUCAAGUCUCAAUUUUCGGUUGUUAAUGGCCCAAAAAAAUCAGCAACUGAAAAGAGAAUUGGCUGACUGUAAGCAGCGAGGUAUGAAAAUGGUGGCAUAUUAUGGAAAGCUUAAGAAAAUCUGGGAUGACUUUAAUGAUCUUGAUCAGUUUCCAACGUGUACGUGUGGUAAGUGCACGUGUGAUUUGUCCGCAAGAAUAGAAAAGAAACGGGACGAGGAAAAGGUUCAUCAAUUGCUUAUGGGACUCGAUGAAAAGAGUUAUGGUGUGGUUAGGUCAAACUUGCUGACUCAAGAGCCUCUACCUUCAGUAGGACGAGUGUAUGCUGUACUCACACAGGAUGAAAGCUCAAGAAAUUAUUCCAGAACUCAAAAGGACCGUGGAGAAAUCACAAGCUUUGCUGCCCAGGUUGUGCCUCGUGAGAAAGGGCGUGAAAUGAAGGAUCGUGAGUGUAACACUCUCUGUACUAAUUGUCGUAAGCCUGGGCAUGAGAUAGAUAACUGCUUCCAGCUUAUUGGGUAUCCCGAAUGGUGGCCUAAACGCACUAAGUUGACUGGACGAGGCAAUGGUCGUCCAAAAAAAGGAGGGGCUGGACGCGGAAGGGGAACUACAGUUGGAAGAGGCCGUGGCUCUUUUGCUGCUAAUGUUGUUGUUGGGUCUUCUACAGGUGUUCGAGAUGCAGUAAUGACUGAUGCUGACCGGACUGAUUUCUCAGGCUUGAAUGACGAACAGUGGCAAACUUUAUUGAAUCUACUGAGUGCUGCCAAAUCUAAUCCUACAGAAAAGCUCUCAGUUUGCCGAAUGGAGAACAAAUUUACGCUACUAAGGAGGGAACCGUUGAAGUAACUCCAGCCUUAACCCUUGACAGAGUUAUUUUUGUUCCCAACUUGAAUUGUAACUUGAUUUCCGUAUCUCAGUUGAUUGCACAAUCCGGAAGUCUCGUACAUUUCACCGGAUCUAUUUGUAUAUUACAGGACCACACUACGAAGACAGUGAUUGGUGUGGGUGAACGAAUUGGAGGCCUCUAUUAUAUACGACAACAUGUUUUUGCUGCACCAGUUUCAUUGAAGGAGGAUCAAUUUGAGUUGUGGCAUCGAUGCCUUGGUCACCCGUCUAUGAAGAUAGUGGAAUUAGUUCCUCAAGCUGCCAGACAUAGGACUAAGAACUCUCCCAUAUGUGAUGUUUGUAUGCGUGCUAAACAUAGUCGCAGUAGUUUCCCUCAAAGUACAAAUAAAACCUCUGGUAUUUUUGACCUUGUUCAUGUUGAUUUAUGGGGUCCGUAUUGAACACCUAGUUUUUCUGAUUGCCGGUACUUCUUGACAAUUGUUGACGAUUUCUCUCGUGCAACUUGGAUUUAUUUAUUACAUGAUAAAU
Messenger RNA from Cuscuta europaea, 1826 nucleotides. Lineage: Eukaryota; Viridiplantae; Streptophyta; Magnoliopsida; Solanales; Convolvulaceae. The record is from the annotation of a GenBank genome assembly.